Messenger RNA from Caenorhabditis angaria, 1060 nucleotides. The record is from the annotation of a GenBank genome assembly. NCBI's taxonomy places the organism in Eukaryota, Metazoa, Nematoda, Chromadorea, Rhabditida, Rhabditidae.
AUGAUGAAUCCAUUGAUAAAAAAUGGGAAUAAAAUUCGAUGGAAAUGCGAUGAGAUCACGUAUAUUGACAAAAAAGGAUUAUUAAGUGAUGUUCACAAAAUCGAUCAAUUUGAAUGGAAAAUCAAAAUCACAAAAGACGAGUCAAAAUAUUACGGUGGAGUCGGGAUUUUUAUGAGUUUAGACUUUGAAAAUUCCGCCAACAAAACGUGGAUUUGUGAAAUUGACGCGGAAAUCGUUUUGGUGAAACAGGAAGAUAGAAUUCAAGGAAAAUCGAUAAGCAAAAAGUUCAAUUUUUGUUUCGAUCAGAAACAUCCACUUUGGGGAUUUCCGAGAUUCACUGAUUUGGACACUUUUAUGGAGGGUGGAUUUAUUGAAAAUGACGAUGAAUUUAUUGUUAUUGAAGUGUUUUUCGAUUUUAAAUAUGUUGAAUUUGGCAAACAUAUUCCAGGAUUCACAGAUUUGAUUGUUUCUGUUGAAGAUGCUGAUUUUUAUAUCAAUAAAGGGGUAAUAAAAAAAAACACAAAGUUUUCUGAAAAAUCGGAAUUUUUGCAGUUUCUCUGCGCGAAAUCCAAAUAUUUUUUCGACAUGUUAGUCAACAAAAAAGUCGAAGCCAACAUCAAAAUCGACAUUUCACCGCGUGAAUUUCGCCUAAUUCUCGCCUCAUUUUAUUCGUGUUUCACAAUUUGCGACGACAAUUUCUACAUGGCUUUCGAUGCCGAUGAAACCGGGCCAAAAAUCAAUCUUGUCGAUUUGGCGAAUCGAUUUGGAGUGCCGGAUUUGCAUUAUAAAUGUGAACAAUAUUUGAUAACUCAGAAGGAGGAUAGUAUGAGUUUGAUACAGAAAAUCGAAUUGGCCGAGCAAAAUGAUUAUGAGAAUUUGAUGGUUAGUUAGAUAUUUUUGAAGUUGAGGAAAUAAUGUUUCGUGAUUUUUUCAGAAGCGCCUUGUAUUAUGUCUAAAAACAGCGAAAGAUGUUAAGAAAAUCAAGGAAAGUGAAGAAUUCAAUGGUUUCAAGGAUACCACAAAAAUCCGAAUUCUUGCCAGAUUAUUGGAUUUUUAUUAG